Molecule: messenger RNA, 2451 nt
Organism: Heteronotia binoei (common prickly gecko)
Lineage: Eukaryota; Metazoa; Chordata; Lepidosauria; Squamata; Gekkonidae
Product: zinc finger protein OZF-like
Exons: 2
Coding region: 200-1576 (458 amino acids)
Biological process (GO): regulation of transcription by RNA polymerase II
Cellular component (GO): nucleus
Molecular function (GO): RNA polymerase II transcription regulatory region sequence-specific DNA binding; DNA-binding transcription factor activity, RNA polymerase II-specific
Source: RefSeq, a predicted model, not a curated record
ACGGUGGUCAUUUCCCGUCUCCCCACUGCUUUCCCAGGAGAGAUGGGAAGGGGUUAAACGCACCGAGCUCUUCUUUCUAGAGAGGCUGCCAGACGGGAGCUUCCUUCCCAGCCCGCUCCUUCUCCCCUUCGCUUUGCAAGCCUCCCCUUGCAUUGAAUUGGGCAAACUGUGCGGCUUCUCCAAGGGGGCGGGGGUUGCAAUGCAAAGACUUGUAGGAGUGGAUGACGUACGAGGGAGAGAUGGCGAGGAGAUGAAUCUUCAGUCAGAAGAACCCGAAGAGAGCGAUCUCAAUGGGACAUCAGUAAGAGAAGCCAAAGGUAUGCCUGAGAUACAAGAAGCCCGGCAAAAUCAGCAGGGACUAGAAAGCGAUGGACAACUCGAUCUGGUGGAAAAAGAUUCUUUUUUGGGCAACCCAAGUUCACCUGAAACAGCAUUCUGUGGGGGAAAAGUGGAUCACACUGACUCUACUGGGAGCCAACCAUCUCAGAAAAGAAAGAAAGAGUUUGUAUGCUCAGAAUGUGGGAGAACUUUUAGUCGUAAUUCAGCUCUGACAAACCACAAGACUGCACAUACAGGAGAGAAGCCACAUCAGUGUCCAGUCUGUGGGAAACGCUUCGCAUACAAAGCACUGCUCGUUCGACAUGAAAAAUCCCACGUGGAAGAAAAGCCGUACAAAUGCUUAGACUGUGGGAAAAUCUUCAGUUGCAGUAGCAUCUUUUCAGUCCAUGAACGAACCCACAGGGCAGAGAAGCCAUACAUUUGUUCAGACUGUGGAAGAAACUUUGCCCACAAAAUAUAUCUUGUGAAACAUCAGCGGACUCACAUGGUAGACAAACUGUAUCCCUGUGUAGAGUGUGGUAAAGGCUUUGCAAGUCGAUCUACACUUUCUGCCCACCAGAGAAGUCAUACGGGGGAGAAACCGUAUGAAUGCUCUGAAUGUGGGAAAAGUUUUAGUCAGAAAUCGCAUCUAACUAUCCAUAAUAGAAUUCACACUGGAGAGAAACCACAUUCAUGUUUGCGCUGUGGGCACAGCUUCAGUCGAAAAUUUGAUCUUCUCUUACACGAGAGGACACAUACGGGUGAAAAACCCUACCGGUGCUCAGAAUGUGGGAAAAGUUUCUGUCAGAGCUCCCAGCUUUUUGUCCACAGAAGAAUCCAUACAGGAGAGAAACCAUUCAAGUGUUUAGAAUGCGGGAAAACCUUCCGUUGGGAAAGCAGCCUCAAGAUGCAUGUGAGAAACCAUGCAGGGGACAGGCCUUACGCUUGCUCGGACUGUGGCAAAAGCUACAGUAGGUCAUAUGACUUCAUUAGGCACACAGAAACCCACACAGGAGAGAAACCCCACAAGUGCCCCGAUUGUGGGAAAAGGUUUAGCAACAAGUCAAUACUUGUUGAACAUAAGAGGAUACACACGGGAGAAAAACCAUUUAAGUGUUCAGAGUGUGGGAAAAGCUUCAGUCAGAGGUCAAACCGCAAUACACACAUGAGAAUUCACGCUGGAGGAGAACCAGGAAAGAACCCUGGAAAACUGAGCAAUGGGAAUGCUGUGCCAGUACUGUCUAAAGAAAGUUGCUAGGUAGAUCCCCAGAUAUUAGUAUUUCCUGUUUAAUGAUGCAUUUGUGGUAGGGGAGGUUGCUGUCAUAAUGUCUGUCAUUCCCUCCCUUCCUUGAUCCUGCUUCUCAUCAUUUGUGUCAUUGCUGGGUUUUAUUCCAUCCGUUCAGUCCAGUUCAGUUUAUUAAAGUUUUAACAGUCCAUUGUCUGUACACUUUGAAAGAAAACAGAGUUUAACAGUUUAAAAAUACAGUAUAACAGAUGUUUGCCACAUUCACAAUACAGUGUUUACAAAGACUAUUCCAAAGUAAUCUUCAUUUUAUGGCAUCAGAGAAGGUUGAAAAUUUUAGUAGCCGUUUUCUAAGAAAUUUUUCUCUAGCUACAUCGUUCUUUGGAUAAUAAAAGAAGUUAUGAGACAAGGAAUUGACCUCAGUCAAUGAGCAGUCACAAAAGCGCUGUUCUGGAGGUAUCGCCGAGAAACAACCCUUUAUCUUGGCUGUUGGCAAUGCAUUGCUACACACAAUCAUAUAUGACCACCACAGUUUUGGAACAUCUGAUAUGUUGAAAUAGUGUGGCGGAUCAAAUUGUGUUGAAUCCUUGAUUUCCAGGUAAAGAGAACAUUUUCAUUUCCAGAUUAAUGUUGAAAUGUUUGGAAGAUCCCAUUUGAAUCAUACAACUGACAAAGCUAUGCAUGAUGGCUGAGUGAGUACUUUGUGGAAAAAAGCUAACUGAAGCUUGUUCAGUAUUUUUAUUGGACCUAAGAACCAGAUCUAAGAACCAGUGCUAAGAACAGGAUCCAUAGAGCAUACAUGGUAUUAUGAGUGCUGUGUAUGCCUUCAAGAGUGCUGGCAUGUAAAUGGGCUCCUUUAAUAAAGAAAAAGAAUUCUUAAAGCCAACAAA